AAUAGAUUAACAGACAGUUGUUCGUCUGCUCGGUCAAAAUGAAGUUUAUCUCUUUCCUGUUCAUCGUUCCCCUCGUAACCUUGGGGGUAUAUUCCCAAAGGACCAUAUUGAAUUGCCACAGGUGCUUCGGCAACAGCUACUGCAACGAUGCCGACCAUCCAGACUUUAGGGCCAACGUGGCCAACGCCACUUGCAACUUCACUAACACCCUUGGCCUAGACCCUUCUUUAGACCAUCCCCUAUGGUCCCACCUGCAGGAGGCGCUAAAUAAAGAAACCGCUUUGAUCGGUGAAGAGGCGUCCCCCCAUACCUUCGAGGGAAACUGCGUCACCGCCACUGUAUUCGAGCCCCACGACACCCACACUCUACGCUCGUGUAUCAUAAGGGAUGUUACGGCCGGGGCCAAUAGAACCUUAUGCGAACUACUCGCCAGCGCGGUUCAGACCCAAAACGUCCAUAAUGGUACUUUUUCGUGUAGGGAGUGUAAUCGUACCAAUUUCUGUAAUACGCACACGCUUAGGGUCGGAGAUGGGGUGGGGGGAGGCGCCGGCACAUGCGCAAUCUCCCUGCUACUUAUCGGUGUGAUGAGUGCCAUAAGGAUUUUUAGUGUUUAGCAGGACGGUUCUGCUUAAAAUAAUAAUUAAGGCAAUAAAUGCAUUUUAGAAACA
This is a messenger RNA of Anthonomus grandis grandis, 668 nucleotides long. RefSeq lists its product as uncharacterized. The transcript has 3 exons. Lineage: Eukaryota; Metazoa; Arthropoda; Insecta; Coleoptera; Curculionidae. The coding region runs from base 39 to 614 and encodes 191 amino acids. The record is from RefSeq and is a predicted model, not a curated record.